CCAGACUGCGCAUGCGUGUCAGUGGCGUUAGCAGCGGACCCGGCUGGCAGUUCCUUCCUCGGAAGGAGAGAUUCCUCUGCCAUGGAGUCCUACGAUGUGAUCGCCAAUCAGCCCGUUGUGAUCGACAAUGGAUCCGGUGUGAUUAAAGCUGGUUUUGCUGGUGAUCAGAUCCCCAAAUACUGCUUUCCAAACUAUGUGGGCAGACCCAAGCACGUUCGGGUCAUGGCAGGAGCCCUGGAAGGCGACAUUUUCAUUGGCCCCAAAGCCGAGGAGCACCGAGGGCUGCUCUCAAUCCGCUACCCCAUGGAGCACGGCAUUGUCAAGGACUGGAACGACAUGGAGCGCAUCUGGCAAUAUGUCUACUCUAAGGACCAGCUGCAGACUUUCUCAGAGGAGCAUCCUGUGCUCCUGACUGAGGCGCCGCUAAACCCUCGGAAAAACCGGGAGCGAGCUGCCGAAGUUUUCUUCGAGACCUUCAACGUGCCGGCUCUUUUCAUCUCCAUGCAAGCUGUGCUCAGCCUUUACGCCACUGGCAGGACCACAGGCGUGGUGCUGGACUCUGGGGAUGGUGUCACUCACGCUGUGCCCAUUUACGAGGGCUUCGCCAUGCCCCACUCUAUCAUGCGCAUCGACAUCGCUGGCCGAGACGUCUCUCGCUUCCUUCGCCUCUACCUGCGUAAGGAGGGCUACGAUUUCCAUUCAUCCUCCGAGUUUGAGAUCGUAAAGGCCAUCAAAGAAAGGGCUUGCUACCUGUCCAUAAACCCCCAGAAGGAUGAGACACUGGAGACAGAGAAGGCUCAGUACUACCUGCCUGAUGGCAGCACCAUUGAGAUUGGUCCUUCUCGGUUCCGGGCCCCUGAGCUGCUGUUCAGGCCAGACUUGAUUGGUGAAGAGAGCGAGGGAAUCCACGAGGUCCUGGUGUUUGCCAUCCAGAAGUCUGACAUGGACCUGCGGCGCACGCUGUUCUCCAACAUUGUCCUCUCGGGGGGCUCCACCCUGUUCAAAGGUUUUGGUGACAGACUACUGAGUGAGGUGAAGAAGCUGGCUCCAAAAGAUGUGAAGAUCAGGAUAUCUGCACCUCAGGAGAGGCUGUACUCCACGUGGAUUGGGGGCUCUAUCCUUGCCUCCCUGGACACCUUUAAGAAGAUGUGGGUCUCUAAGAAGGAGUAUGAGGAAGACGGUGCGCGGUCCAUCCACAGGAAGACCUUCUAAUAUUGAGACAGCGUCUUCACCUCUCUGACGUUAACUCCACUUUAAAACUUGCUUUCUUGAGUCGGAGUGUUUGCGAGGAACUGCGUGUGUGUGUGUGUGUGUGCGCGCGAAUGGGUGGGUACGAGUGUGUGUGCAACACGAGUGCCGUGUGGCCCAGGGCUGCCCGGGCCCAGAAAGGACGAUGAACUACCCACGAUGGCGACGGUCUGAGGCCUGGGCUUUACCACUGAGGGGCCCCGACAGGGAAGAGCACUGGCAAAGGCCCCACCCUUCCUCAGUGGAGCCUUCGUCCUACUCUGUGGGACUAUGGUUACCACCCCGGGGAGACCUUGCUGCUGCUGGCCUGGCUCCACCUCACUCCUGCCCCCAGGGUCCCUAAGGCCCUCCCCUUGUCCAUCAUUCUGCCAUCAGUGCCCUCUGCUGGUGACUGAGGGUGGGGCUGGGCUUGAGUUCUGUCUGGUUCUGUUGCAGUUUGGUUUCAGACGUCUGGAAAAGUACUCCUGGAGCAGUCACAGAGACACUGGCGCCAGGGGAGAGCACGAUGCCCUCACCUAGUCCGCCUGGGAACUGGGACCACAUUGGGCAUUCGAGGCAGGAGCAGAGCUGCUUCUGAUUGGUUGCAGAAUUAAUGCUCCAAGCCACAGGCCCCAUCCAGGGGGUCUUCAGAGGGUUUAAGGAGCCCGUUGGCUCCAGGUCCUGUUACUUGUUUUUCAUCCAUCCUUGUCUCAAUGGCAUCUUCAGUUUUAUUUAUUGAAGUGUUUGUUCAGUAAGGGGACUUGGGUGGGGGGGUCACUGCCUCCUGCCCACCAGUUACCCUGCUCACACUGAUGUUUACAGCACCUAAGCCUAGCGUAGUACCUAGGGCCCCACCGCUCCCUGGUGACGGCAAACCGACAGUGUCCAUAGACCUCAGGACCAAGACACUCCCAUCAGCCUCUGUGUUUCUCCUUCUCCCACUUGCUCGCUGCCCUGGAAUCAACAGGUUGGUUGCUGGGAGGAGUUUCUGAAAUCAGAGAUAGAAUCAGUCUUUGGCAGAAGCUCCUGGCAAAGGAGGGGGAUUCGUGAUCCCAUCUGCUUAGGACUAGAGAAAGCUGCAAUUAAUCAAGUGGCCUUUUGCCACCCUGGCUGAGCAGGGGACAAGGUUAUGGAGGUGGGCAAGCCCCCUCUGGGCUGAUCUGUGCCAUUCUUGACUUGGACGUGCUCGGUUAGGGAGGGAGGGGUCGGACCAGAGUGCUGAGAGCUGACGGGCUCAGGCCUGGCUCCUGGCAGCGGUCUGCAGAUGAUGCAAUGCUGACGUUAGCCUGUACUUGCCGGCACCCUCGCCUGUGACACCGAGAGUCCCCAGUUCGUUUCCAGGCAGUAUUCUCCCCCACGCCGUCCUAUGACCAAAGGCCCCUGCCAGAUGUGGGCUGCAGCAGCAGGUGUGUGUGAAAGCGAUGUGGUGACCGCAGACUGCAGUGCGCUUACCCAGCUCACCUCCCUUCCCUUAGCCCAAGCCCGUCCCUCGCACAGCCUCGCACAAACCACGUUGCCUGGUGGGGCCCAGUGUACUUCAAUAAAGUCGUUCCAAUAGACUCAUCAA
Messenger RNA from Lepus europaeus (European hare), 2794 nucleotides. RefSeq names its product actin related protein 1A (gene ACTR1A). NCBI's taxonomy places the organism in Eukaryota, Metazoa, Chordata, Mammalia, Lagomorpha, Leporidae. The coding region runs from base 82 to 1212 and encodes 376 amino acids. The transcript has 11 exons. The record is from RefSeq and is a predicted model, not a curated record.